UUCUUAAGGACCAUCUUCGCCUCUUUGAAAUCAAAUCAAAUCUAUCUGUACCAAAAACCUCUUGACAAAACCCAUGUCAGAGGUAAAUCCCGUUGUCUUUCAUAGGAGGUUGGGAAAACUAUUGGAUUUAUGGAAAAAUGCAACUGAAGCUGACGCCGAAACCCUACCGCUUCUAACGACGGGAGGGAUCUUACUGGUUUCUGGAAAUACAGAUGAGAUUCCAUAUCCAAAGAGUUAUGAAUUACAAAAGUAUCUAUUCGGAUCGAUCUUCUCUUCGACUUUAAUUUUCAUCACGCUUGAAAAUAUUACUUUUCUCUGCUCGGAACAAAAGGCAGAAAGACUUCGAACUUUAGUAUCAGACUCAAACAUCGUCGGAGCAGCUGUUACGGUAAGCGUACUCGUCAGAUCAAAGGAGCCUGGACAGUCUACAAAGCUAUUGAAAGAAGUGGGUUUAGCUAUGUCAAAGGUAGCUGAAGAUGGUAUGAAGCUGGGUUGUUUCACAAAUGACAAACAUGGAGGACAUUUCGUGGACGAGUGGAACACACACUUGAAGCAGAAGAAAAAACGACUUAAACAAAUCAAAAAAGCCAAUGACAUUUCAUUAGUCAUUAGUGCGCUGAUGGCAAGAAAGGAUUCGGACGAGAUGCAAAUUAUGGAAAUCGCAAGUAAGAUGGCUGAAAAACUUAUGAGAUUACUUUUUCAACAACUUACAAAUUCAUUGGAAGAUCAGAAGGAAAUAACUCCUGAACGGCUAACCGACAUCAUUGAGGCUAAACUCGAAGAUUCCGAUAUAUGGAAGGGUAUGGAUUUUGGCUUUAACUUCGAUACUGCGUACGCUAGCUGGAUUUAUACACCGAUCAUUCAAUCCCAAGGCGUGUAUGACCUUCGCACUUUGGUGCAGUCGACUGAUGAACGACUCAAUGAUGCUCGGGUCAUCUUGGCCAGCUUGGGUAUUCGAUACAAGAGAUAUUGCUCGAAUAUUUCUCGAGUGAUAUUGAUUGAUCCUCAUCCGACACAAGAAUCGAAUUAUAAUUAUCUCAUGGACCUUCAAAGAUUUGCUCUACAAGAGUUGAAGGAGGGUGUCAUCGUUAAAGAGUUCUACCAGACCAUCUUCUCUAAGGUCUCUAGAGAGCGCCCAGAUUUGGAAUCGACUUUGCCAGAGUCAUUUGGGUUUGGAAUUGGAAUCAUAUUCAAAGAUCCAUUUUUGAACCUGGACACAAGAUGUGACAGGCGUUUAAAAUCCGACAUGAUAUUUUCUUUGGAAAUGUCUUUUUCAAACAUUCAAGAUCCAUUUGACUCCUCCAAGACUUACUCACUACAGCUAAUUGACAUGGUGGCUGUCAAAAACGAGACAGCCAUCAUUCUAAGCAAUGGAAUCAUAGAUUCAAAAGAUUUCACUUUCCUUUUCAAAAACAAACAACAAGAUGACAUUGAAGGAUUAAAAAACAUCUCUCAAUCUUCUGCUCAACCUGAUAAACCUUCUGGCAUUCCGCCCACAACAUCAGCUGACACACAUCCAGUCGAACAUCCGAUUAAAAAAUCUGAUCUCUCCCCACCCAAAGUGCUACCAGAUGAAAAUCUUGAUCCAGACACUUCAAUCAAGGACCAACCCCAACCAUCGGAUUCAAAGAUCUCAAAGCAUGAAAGAGACUCUGAUGAUGCCUUGGAACAUCUUAUUGAAGCAAAAAAACUCAAGGCGAUUGCAAUGUUAGAAGCAAAUGAUCAGAUCAUCAUGUCCAGAAAACUUGAAGGUUUGGAUGAAGAUAGUCAAAAAUGGUACAUCUUAAAGAAAAGACAGAUCUUGAAGAAAUUAGAAGAAGAGAUUGUGGAAUGAGCAAGUCACCAGAUAGGUUUGAAAUGUCUUGGUGUUUUUAUCUUUUGAUUAAUUUGUCUGUUAUGUGUUUGAAAACCUUGUCUCUAACAAUUGUGUUGUACCCUAGGAGAUCCCAGGUUAGGCAAGUCCUUGCAAUUCAAAAUGUAGUUUUGUUGU
Molecule: messenger RNA, 1990 nt
Organism: Melampsora larici-populina 98AG31
Lineage: Eukaryota; Fungi; Basidiomycota; Pucciniomycetes; Pucciniales; Melampsoraceae
Exons: 8
Coding region: 74-1834 (586 amino acids)
Biological process (GO): positive regulation of transcription elongation by RNA polymerase II; transcription elongation by RNA polymerase II
Cellular component (GO): FACT complex
Molecular function (GO): nucleosome binding
Source: RefSeq, a predicted model, not a curated record